AUGUCAAGGCCACUGCCCGAGGCAGAAUCAAACAAAAAAGUCGCGUCGUCUGUCCAAGAUGUUCUUGAAAACAAACCCGCGUUUGGAUCUAGGUUCCUCACUGAAGAAGAUGAUGUUUGGAGCCAAAAUGCUUGGGAUCAUGUCCCUCCCCCGGAUGAUCAAGUAGAAACAAUUGAAAAAUCACUGUCCAAACAACGACUCAAUCCUGUGCCCCUUGAGGAUAAGAUCAAACUUAACGAAAAGCCUGCAAAGCAUUGGGAUAACUUUUACAAAAUGAACGCCGACAAUUUCUUUCGGAAUCGCAAGUGGCUUCACAACGAAUUUCCAGAACUCGUGGAUGCAACCAAGGCCGACGGAGGUGCUGUCUCUAUUACAGAAGUUGGCUGUGGUGCGGGGAAUUCUGUCUUUCCACUACUUGCCUCCAAUCAAAAUCCUGAACUGUAUAUUCGUGCAUAUGAUUACUCAUCGCAUGCCGUCAAGCUAGUCCAGAACAACCCCUUGUACACAAAUCCUCCGACAGGGAAGAUUCAAGCAUCAGUGUGGGACGUGACUUCUGCCAACAGUCUUCCUUCAGACCUCGCUCCAGGGUCUGCAGACAUUGUGAUCAUGGUCUUCGUUAUGAGCGCCCUUCACCCCGAUGAAUGGGGUCAAGCCAUCAACAACGUUCACAAGAUCUUGAAACCCGGCGGCGUCGUCCUGUUCCGUGACUAUGGCCGAUACGAUUUAACUCAGCUUCGUUUCAAAGGAGGCCGAUUGCUUGAUGAAAAUUUUUAUAUUCGAGGAGACAAAACACGAGUCUAUUUCUUCGAACUAGGUAAUAACUUGUCAGAGAACAAACUUGAAACCACCAUCAGCACAACAGAAGUUGCGCAGGACGAAGACGGUAACGAUAUACACACACCUUCCCCGGAAGUAAAUGCCGAAAAACAAGGAUUGUCGUCACUUUCUUCAUGUUCCGUCAUCUCGGAGUCGUCAUUGUCAACGGAAGGAAGCAUGUGCACGCCUCCCAUACCCGCUCCGACAGUGAUCCAUCCUAACCUUUUAUCACCUCUUUCCAAUUGUCCUCCACACCCCCUCUUCGCCGCAGAACAACUGGGCGUGGACAGGCGUUUGAUCGUUAAUAGGAAACGCCAGAUUAAAAUGUAUCGCGUCUGGAUGCAGGGCAAAUUCCGAAAACUAUAG
Messenger RNA from Psilocybe cubensis, 1182 nucleotides. RefSeq lists its product as uncharacterized. The transcript has 8 exons. The coding region runs from base 1 to 1182 and encodes 393 amino acids. The record is from RefSeq and is a predicted model, not a curated record. Lineage: Eukaryota; Fungi; Basidiomycota; Agaricomycetes; Agaricales; Agrocybaceae. Gene Ontology annotation, molecular function: tRNA (cytidine-N3)-methyltransferase activity.